AAAAUGACGCGUCAAAUUCUCUACAAUUUGACGAGACCUCUUAUUAGCGCAAAAAGUUUUUAUAUCAAAAAACAACAAAAUACAUUUUCACGGAAUUUUAUAAAUCCUAAUUUAUCAAGUCAAUCACAUUUUGCCCCUAGAGGCCAGGCUUUGAUUCCGUUUGUAGUCGAACAAUCGUCUAGAGGAGAACGUUCUUAUGACAUAUUCUCCAGGCUUUUAAAAGAAAGAAUUGUGUGUUUAAAUGGUCACAUAGAAGACAGUGUUGCGGCCGUAGUGGUUGCUCAAUUGUUAUUUCUCGAAGCCGAAAAUCCAGAAAAACCCAUCAGUUUAUAUAUUAACAGUCCUGGUGGCAGUGUCACUGCUGGAAUGGCUAUUUAUGAUACUAUUCAGUAUAUCCAAUCACCAGUAUCAACACUUUGUAACGGUCAAGCGUGUUCAAUGGGCUCGCUACUUUUGGCAUCUGGCGAACCGGGAAAACGCUAUGCGUUACCGAAUUCGAGUAUAAUGAUUCAUCAACCAAUCGGUGGUAUUUCAGGUCAAGCAAGUGAUAUUGCUAUUCACGCGAAAGAAAUACUGAGGGUGAGAGAGCGAUUAAAUAAAAUAUAUCAGAAGCACACUAAUAAGCAUACUUUGGACGAAAUCGAAAAAGCAGUGGAGAGGGAUCACUACAUGACUGCAGAGGAAGCAUUAGAGUUUGGAUUGAUAGAUAGAGUUUUAGAAAAAAGGGAGGUUAAGCCAGCUGAACCAACCAUUUAA
Acaulospora morrowiae is the source of this 756-nucleotide messenger RNA. Lineage: Eukaryota; Fungi; Glomeromycota; Glomeromycetes; Diversisporales; Acaulosporaceae. The record is from the annotation of a GenBank genome assembly.